AUGGAAAUCAAUCAUACGACCGGCAAUAAAAUGCCGAGUCAAGAACAUUUAAAUUUUAUUAAUAAAUUAAAUGAUUCGAAAAUUCCACGACAAAGUUUAUUAAUUGCUAAUCGUUUAUUUAUGAAAAAUUUUCCUCGUGAAACAACUGGUGCUGAAAUUGAAAAUUGUUUUCAAACAUUUGGUCCUGUACAUGAUGUUAAAAUAAUUGCAAAAGAAAAUACGUAUGUUUUUUACAAAAAUUUAAUUUUCAGUGUGUGUUUGGAUGUUAAUUAUUUUGAUUAUAAAUAAAGUUUAUACUAAUACUUUUGAAAUAGCACGCAAAGCAGUUAGUUUUAUGAGAGUGAGAUUUAAAUAUCAAAAGGAAAUAAAAAAAAAUAAAUUUUAAGUUUUGUAUGAGAUCUUAGGGCAUGGUAAACAAAAGAAGUCUUAAGAUUUUCCUCCUUUGCUGUAAUUUCUCGGAAAUAGCUCGACGAAAAAAAUUAUUAAACUUCCAAAGCCCAUCCGGAAAACUCUACUUUAAUUUUUCUUAUGAUAACUAAUAUCCAUUUCAAUGAACAGUGCACUCGGUUGUAAGUUGAAUAACUUCGGCUAGGAAACAGCUAGAGACCUGCGGUUUUCAGUUUUGAAUAGAAGGGCAGCAACUUUAUAU
Molecule: messenger RNA, 649 nt
Organism: Rotaria sp. Silwood2
Lineage: Eukaryota; Metazoa; Rotifera; Eurotatoria; Philodinida; Philodinidae
Source: the annotation of a GenBank genome assembly